Molecule: messenger RNA, 6210 nt
Organism: Cercocebus atys (sooty mangabey)
Lineage: Eukaryota; Metazoa; Chordata; Mammalia; Primates; Cercopithecidae
Gene: SNED1
Product: sushi, nidogen and EGF-like domains 1
Exons: 30
Coding region: 650-4243 (1197 amino acids)
Biological process (GO): heterophilic cell-cell adhesion; Notch signaling pathway; establishment or maintenance of epithelial cell apical/basal polarity
Cellular component (GO): plasma membrane; protein-containing complex
Molecular function (GO): calcium ion binding; Notch binding
Source: RefSeq, a predicted model, not a curated record
CUCCGCCUGGCCUCCUGAGGCCCCAGCUGGAGCAGAGCUGAGGAGCAGUAGCUGCUGGGCAGGCCCGAGUGCCCCACUGACUGAGGCCAGGACCCAAAGCAGGGCUUUCCUACCCCCACAGCAGCCAACCAGGGCUGGGCACUCCGCAGGGCAUCAGGUGAACAACAACGGAAUCAUCUCCUUCUUGAAGGAGGUUUCUCAGUUCACCCCAGUGGCCUUCCCCAUUGCCAAGGACCGCUGCGUGGUGGCAGCCUUCUGGGCAGAUGUGGACAACCGGCGUGCAGGCGAUGUGUACUACCGGGAGGCCACCGACCCAGCCACGCUGCGCCGAGCCACGGAGGAUGUCAGACACUACUUCCCCGAGCUCCUGGACUUCAAUGCCACCUGGGUUUUUGUUGCCACCUGGUACCGAGUGACCUUCUUUGGAGGCAGUUCCUCAUCCCCUGUCAACACAUUCCAGACUGUGCUCAUCACAGACGGCAAGCUCUCCUUCACCAUCUUCAACUAUGAGUCCAUCGUGUGGACCACAGGCACACACGCCAGCAGCGGGGGCAACGCCACUGGCCUGGGGGGCAUUGCAGCCCAGGCUGGCUUCAAUGCGGGUGAUGGGCAGCGUUACUUCAGUAUCCCCGGCUCACGCACGGCAGACAUGGCCGAAGUGGAGACCACCACCAACGUGGGUGUGCCCGGGCGCUGGGCGUUCAGAAUCGAUGAUGCCCAGGUGCGCGUGGGGGGCUGCGGCCAUACAACCUCCGUGUGCCUGACCCUGCGCCCCUGCCUCAACGGUGGCAAGUGCAUCGACGACUGUGUCACGGGCAACCCCUCCUACACCUGCUCCUGCCUCUCGGGCUUCACGGGGCGGAGGUGCCACCUGGACGUGAACGAAUGUGCCUCCCAGCCCUGUCAGAACGGCGGGACCUGCACUCACGGCAUCAACAGCUUCCGCUGCCAGUGCCCGGCCGGCUUUGGGGGACCCACCUGUGAGACAGCCCAGUCCCCCUGUGACACCAAAGAGUGUCAAAAUGGUGGCCAGUGCCAGGUGGAGAACGGCUCUGCGGUGUGUGUGUGCCAGGCUGGAUACACUGGAGCAGCUUGCGAGACGGAUGUCGACGACUGCAGCCCUGACCCCUGCCUGAACGGAGGCUCUUGUGUUGACCUAGUGGGGAAUUACACCUGCUUGUGUGCAGAGCCCUUCAAGGGACUUCACUGUGAGACAGGAGACCACCCAGUGCCCGACGCCUGCCUCUCGGCCCCUUGCCACAAUGGGGGCACCUGUGUGGAUGCAGACCAGGGCUACGUGUGCGAGUGCCCCGAAGGCUUCAUGGGCCUGGACUGCAGGCAGAGAGUCCCUGAUGACUGUGAGUGCCGUAACGGAGGCAGAUGCCUGGGCGCCAACACCACCCUCUGCCAGUGCCCCCCGGGAUUCUUUGGGCUUCUCUGUGAAUUUGAAAUCACAGCCAUGCCCUGCAACAUGAACACACAGUGCCCAGACGGUGGCUACUGCAUGGAGCACGGUGGGAGCUACCUCUGCGUCUGCCACACCGACCACAAUGCCAGCCACUCCCUGCCAUCACCCUGCGACUCGGACCCCUGCUUCAACGGAGGCUCCUGCGAUGCCCAUGAUGACUCCUACAUCUGCGAGUGCCCGCGCGGUUUCCACGGCAAGCACUGCGAGAAAGCUCGGCCACACCUAUGCAGCUCCGGGCCCUGCCGGAACGGGGGCACGUGCAAGGAGGCAGGCGGCGAGUACCACUGCAGCUGCCCCUACCGCUUCACCGGGAGGCACUGUGAGAUCGGGAAGCCAGACUCAUGCGCCUCUGGCCCCUGUCACAACGGCGGCACCUGCUUCCACUACAUUGGCAAAUACAAAUGUGACUGCCCCCCAGGCUUCUCCGGGCGGCACUGCGAGAUAGCCCCCUCCCCCUGCUUCCGGAGCCCGUGUGUGAAUGGGGGCACCUGCGAGGACCGAGGCACGGAUUUCUUCUGCCACUGCCAAGCAGGGUACACAGGACGCCGGUGCCAGGCAGAGGUGGACUGUGGCCCCCCAGAGGAGGUGAAGCACGCCACACUGCGCUUCAACGGCACGCGGCUGGGCGCGGUGGCCCUGUAUGCAUGUGACCGCGGCUACAGCCUGAGCACCCCUAGCCGCAUCCGGGUCUGUCAGCCACAUGGUGUCUGGAGUGAGCCUCCGCAGUGCCUUGAAAUUGAUGAGUGCCGGUCUCAGCCGUGCCUGCAUGGGGGCUCUUGCCAGGACCACGUCGCUGGGUACCUGUGCCUCUGCAGCACAGGCUACGAGGGCACCCACUGCGAGCUGGAGAGGGAUGAGUGCCGAGCUCACCUCUGCAGAAAUGGAGGCUCCUGCAGGAAUCUCCCGGGGGCCUAUGUCUGCCAGUGCCCUGCAGGCUUCGUUGGAGUCCACUGUGAGACAGAGGUGGACGCCUGCGACUCCAGCCCCUGCCAGCACGGAGGCCGGUGUGAGAGUGGCGGCGGGGCCUACCUGUGCGUCUGCCCAGAGGGCUUCUUCGGCUACCACUGCGAGACAGCGAGUGACCCCUGCUUCUCCAGCCCCUGUGGGGGCCGUGGCUACUGCCUGGCCAGCAACGGCUCCCACAGCUGCACCUGCAAAGUGGGCUACACGGGCAAGGACUGUGCCAAAGAGCUCUUCCCACCGACGGCCCUCAAGAUGGAGAGAGUGGAGGAGAGUGGGGUCUCCAUCUCCUGGAACCCGCCCGACGGCCCAGCCGCGAGGCAGAUGCUUGAUGGCUACGCGGUCACCUACGUCUCCUCCGAUGGCUCCUACCGCCGCACGGACUUUGUGGACAGGACCCGCUCCUCGCACCAGCUCCGGGCCCUGGCGGCCGGCAGGGCCUACAACAUCUCCGUCUUCUCAGUCAAGCGCAACACUAACAACAAGAAUGACAUCAGCAGGCCUGCCGUGCUGCUGGCCCGCACGCGACCCCGGCCUGUGGAAGGCUUCGAGGUCACCAAUGUGACGGCCAGCACCAUCUCGGUGCAGUGGGCCCUGCACAGGAUCCACCAUGCCACCGUCAGUGGGGUCCGCGUGUCCAUCCGCCACCCUGAGGCCCUCAGAGACCAGGCCACUGAUGUGGAAAGGAGUGUGGACAGGUUCACCUUUGGGGCUCUGCUGCCUGGGAGGAGGUACACCAUCCAGCUGACCACCCUCAGUGGGCUCAGGGGAGAGGAGCACCCCACGGAGAGCCUGGCCACCGCGCCAACACACGUGUGGACCCGGCCCCUGCCUCCAGCAAACCUGACGGCCGCCCGAGUCACGGCCACCUCUGCCCACGUGGUCUGGGAUGCCCCGACUCCAGGCAGCUUGCUGGAGGCUUAUGUCAUCAAUGUGACCACCAGCCAGAGCACCAAGAGCCGCUACGUCCCCAAUGGGAAGCUGGCGUCCUACACAGUGCGCGACCUGCUGCCGGGACGGCGGUACCAGCUCUCCGUGACAGCCGUGCAGGGCACGGAGCUCGGGCCACUGCACAGCGAGCCCGCCCACCUCUACAUCAUCACCUCCCCCAGGGAUGGCGCUGACAGACGCUGGCACCAGGGAGGACACCACCCUCGGGUGCUCAGGAACAGACCGCCCCCAGCGCGCCUGCCAGAGCUGCGCCUGCUGAAUGACCACAGCGCCCCCGAGACCCCCACCCAGCCCCCCAGGUUCUCGGAGCUUGUGGACGGCAGAGGAAGAGUGAGCGCCAGGUUCGGCAGCUCACCCAGCAAAGCAGCCACCGUGAGAUCACAACCCACAGCCUCAGCGCAGCUCGAGCACACCGAGGAAGCCCCCAAGCAGGUCAGCCUGGCCCUCCAGCUCCCUGAACACGGCAACAAGGACCUCGGGAACGUCCCUGGGAACUGUUCAGAAAACUUCUGUCAGAACGGAGGCACCUGUGUGCCGGGCGCGGACGCCCACAGCUGUGACUGCGGGCCAGGGUUCAAAGGCAGACGCUGCGAGCUCGCCUGUAUAAAGGUGUCCCGCCCCUGCACAAGGCUGUUCUCCGAGACAAAGUCCUUUCCAGUCUGGGAGGGAGGCGUCUGUCACCACGUAGCCCCCUGGAAAAACAAACAGCUCAUGGGAAUGCCGGCCUCAGUUCUGCCAUUAACUCAUGAUGUGGCCUCAGGCCCCCCAUCUCCGAGACAGGCUGUGGAGGGAGAGCUGCCCAGCCCAUCUCUUAGAACCUUUCUUGCUAACACUCUGAGUCUGUGGGUUACGCAAUCAAUUUAAUCAACAGAUAACUUACUGAACACCUGCUGUGAGCUGGGCACGGUUCUAGAUACUCAGCACACAUCAGGAACAGAGCAGACCAAAGCCCUGCCUUCAGGACCCGUUCACUGCAGAUGAGGGGACAGACAAUGCAGUGAGUGUGUGGUGUGGCAGGUGGUGAGUGCAAAGGGAAACAGGACGAGAUGACAGGAUGAGACUAGGAGAGCCUGCUGGGGAUGGGCAGGGGCUGGUGCAGAAAGAGGGUGCUCACCCUCUUGGAGAUGAGAGGGUAAGCCUCCUGAAGAGGGUGAUGCUGAACAGACAUGGAGGAGGGACAUCUGAGGGAAGGACGUUCCAGACAGCCAGAGGACCAGUUACCAAGGCCACGAGUCAGGAGUGUCCCUGGCAUGUUGGGGGAGAAGUGGAGAGUGGUGAGAGGUGAGGGACAGGGAACCUCCAGGGCCAUGGAGACCCACAGAAGGACUCUGGUGUUUGUCCGUCAUGAAAUGGGGAGCUACCAAAGGGUUCUGAGCAGAGGAGUGACAUGUUCGAUUACACUACUUUGGAUGUUCUGCGGAGACUGGGAUGUAAACAGGCAAGGGUAGAAGCUUCGUUGGAGCUUGGACGUGAAGCCAGGUGUAAUAUGUAGCAGGAACACAUAUGAGAUGCUAAUCUGUGUUGAGAUUUGGGAAGCUGUAUUGACAGUCCACUGAAUUUGGAUUCUGUGCAGUGGCCGUCCGAACCCACAGUAUCUACCAUCUUCCCACUGUGCUUAGUUACACCAGUGCCUGCUGGUGACCACCAAGUAUCCAACAAGAAGACCCUUCCCGUCCUGAAAGCAUUCUAUCCUUUCCCUUUCAACCUAUCUGCAUAUUUCAAGUGACUUCCUUGUAUUUAACAUAGAGGUGGGUCUUGCUUGAUAUCUAGUCUGACAGUCUGGUUUGUAUUGGAGUAUUUAGACAAUUUACAUCACCUUCCACAUCAUGACCAGCGUGGUUGGAUUUAAACUUCCAUAUUGCUGUUUGUUUUCUGUUUUUCCCAUCUGCUUUCUGUUACUUUUCCCCUUUUUCCUGCCUGAUUUUGGAUGACUUUUUACUAUAUUUUGUCCAGUUCUCUGGUGGUUCACACUGGGAGGUUAAUUCCAGAUUCUGUUACUCUUUCAUGUCCAGAAAUGGAAGUCUUACCACAGGUUUUAGAUCCUAAAGGUUCUACGAGACCUAGCAUAUGAGUUGGAGCUUUGCCUGCUGAACUCCUUGGAUCUGCCUUUUAAACAGCUCUGACAUUUGAGAACUUUAACAAAAGACAAAACACCUUCCCAUCCAUUAUUAUCUACAAACUUGUAAGAGAGAUGGUAUGAGUAGGUCCCAUUUUACCUGCAACUGAGACUUAAAACUUCAAGAGACUUGCUUGAAGUAGCCUGAUGAAUAAAUGGAAGAGGCAGGAGAUGAAAUCAGGCCUCCUGUUCUAUAAUGCCUACAUCGGAAUCCUGAAUCCCCAAUCCCCAACACUUCUCAAACUUCUCUGUGAAAUACCCAGAAAAACAGAGAAGUGAGGUCAUACCUUCCCCAGGCCUCAGGCGAAGUGGCCUGCCUCUAGCACUGACAUGUCUUUGAAAUUUCACAGUUUAUUUUUAGUACCAUAUACUUUGUCAGCGCUCAUCAACAUGCACAUUAAAAUGGGUUUAUUUUAUGUAUAUUAUUGUACCUCAAUAAAUUUGUUACAAAUCACAUGACAUUUAUGUUAAACAUCUUAAUACAUCAAUAGGAGGUAAUGUUUCAUUCAGAAAAUAGCAGCUUUUCCCUGACACCUUCAGGGUUACCUGUGGGUUCACAUAGCCUAGGUUAAGCAGUUGGCAACAUUUUGCUUCACUGUCUGGUUUUACAAAGCUAUCUUGUGACAACAGGUAUAAAAGAGUCUACAGAGUUCACCAAGACAUCUGCUUCAAAGAGAGCUGUGAAAGCACAAGCCUCAAGAAGACCCCAAACAGG